CUCUGUGAAAGUUUACUCAAUAAAAUGAGGGAAGUUUCUGGUAAGGUCCAGAGGGAUUUCAGUGUGGUGGUGACCAAAGGGUUUUAUAAAAAUUUGAAAUAUCUUCUUCUAAUUAACCGAUGGGUGGGGUUGUUUCCCAUAUCUGUAUAUAAAAAAGGGGAUGGCUAUAUGUUGCAAUGGUCCUGGUUGAAAGUGAUUUUAGGGAAUGUUAUAGUGCUUUUGAUUGCUGUGCUGACUCUGUGGUGUACUCUGGCCUCGUAUUCUGUCGAAAAAGUUUAUGAUAUCCGUGUGAAAGGGUUGGCGGCCCUCAUAUCGAAUAUCGCGGAGAUUUUUAUGCUUUUUGUUACGUGGAUGAUCGGACAAUGGUCGAUUUCGGUUAAAUUUAAGGAGUUUUGGACGUUUCUUUUGUAUCUGUUAAAGAUUGAUGACCUUAUGGGCCAACCGGACCCUUCGAAAAAAACCUGGCUCCUCCUCCCGAUAAUCCUGUUAACUCUCACUUGUUUAACCCUGGACGCCUACAUGUGGGCCAAACUAAUUAUCCCUUUUACCGGCACCUUUGCCUACUUAUGGAAAUGCUUACCAUUUUACUUUCCUUACGCUUUCGUCAUGAUCCUGCAGGUGAAUUUCUGGAUUACUGUUCGGGAAAUAAAAAUCAGAUUAGGGAAAUUUAACGGUUUGAUAUCCGGGUUUAUUCACGUUACGGAUGCUAGAGGUAAGAGGGUAAGUAGGGACGGUCCGAGGAGUCGAAUUGAGUUUUUGAGUAAUAAUGGAAAAGUCGAUUUUAAGGAUCGAGCAGUAACCAUAAAAAGUUUUAUAAAGAUAUAUGAGAGUAUUGCAAAAGCCUCGUAUGCUUUAAACGCCUUCUUUGGCUUAAGUAUAUCAGUUAUAUUAUUUAACAUAAUAAUAUGCAUAGUAAUCACCCCUUAUGUACUUUACCAGCAGCUUUUUCAUUCGGGGGAGCAGACUUUUCUGUUUACACAAUCGUUUUGGAUGAUUUGCCAUAUUUUGAGGAUGUUACUGUUUGUUGAGCCUUACCAUAAUGCCCAACUUGAGGGUAUAAAAACCAAAAAGUUGGUAAUAAAGUUGCUUUUGCUUGAUUUGCCUGAAGACGUCCAUAAAGAGGUAAAAACUUUAUUAGUCCUAAUAAACGGGAAUAAAAUCGAAUUUAAUGCCAACGGAAUGACUUCUAUUAAUAGAACACUAUUUCCUAAAAUUGGCGGUGCUGUAUUCACUUAUUUGGCGAUACUGUUUCAGUAUAAAAAUAGCCCUUAACCAUAAUAUUUUUAUAUAAUUUGCACAUGUACUAAAAACAAAAAGGAAGGAGCAACCAAAGUGCGUCAAUAUAAUUAAGUUUUCAACC
Anthonomus grandis grandis is the source of this 1360-nucleotide messenger RNA. Its product is annotated as gustatory receptor for sugar taste 43a-like. The record is from RefSeq and is a predicted model, not a curated record. Gene Ontology annotation, cellular component: membrane; neuronal cell body; axon. The transcript has 8 exons. Gene Ontology annotation, biological process: sensory perception of taste. The coding region runs from base 25 to 1272 and encodes 415 amino acids. Lineage: Eukaryota; Metazoa; Arthropoda; Insecta; Coleoptera; Curculionidae.